Molecule: messenger RNA, 1638 nt
Organism: Sceloporus undulatus (fence lizard)
Lineage: Eukaryota; Metazoa; Chordata; Lepidosauria; Squamata; Phrynosomatidae
Product: very-long-chain 3-oxoacyl-CoA reductase-like
Exons: 11
Coding region: 63-1007 (314 amino acids)
Cellular component (GO): endoplasmic reticulum
Molecular function (GO): oxidoreductase activity
Source: RefSeq, a predicted model, not a curated record
CCUCCGGGUGAGAAGCACUGGCACACUGAGCCUUCCCCAGGGAGAAAACACAAAGGGACAAGAUGGCUUCUGGAGGGAGCCUUCCUCCCCUGGACCUUGCCCUGUCCGCUCUUGGCGCUCUGGUCCUCCUUUGGUUUCUUCUGAAAAGCGCCUGGGUUGUGGGAGGCUUCGUGAGGACCUACCUGCUCUCUGAGGUGUGGAAAGGGGUCAACCUCUCCCACUAUGGCACCUGGGCAGUGGUGACUGGCUCUACAUCCGGCAUCGGAAAACACUAUGCGCUUGAGCUGGCCAAGAGAGGUCUUGACGUGGUCCUUAUCAGCCGCUCCAUGGAAAAACUGACGCAGGUGGCUACAGAUAUUGAGGAACUUUACGGCCGAAGGACCAAAGUGAUCCAGGCGGAUUUCACCAGAGGCUCCGAAAUCUACGAAUCCAUUCAAGCUGCUCUGCAAGGCUUGGAGGUUGGCAUUCUGGUGAACAACGUUGGCAUGAGCCAGCAGGAGCCAAAAACGUUUCUGAGAACUCCUGAUCUUGACAAGUAUACGGACGAUUUAGUGAAUUGCAAUAUGCUUUCUGCUGUGAAGAUGACGCAAAUCGUCCUUCCUCAGAUGGUUGCCAGGAAGAAGGGGAUUGUCAUCAACGUUUCAUCCACAACGGGACGCAGACCCGUCCCGAUGGCCCUUUUGUAUGGCUCAUCCAAGGCCUUUCUGGAUUUCUUCUCGCGAGCGUUGGACAUAGAAUACCGGUCCAAAGGCAUCAUUGUGCAGUCCAUCCUGCCUAUGCUUGUUGACACCAACAUGACCAGCAAAGUGACCAGCCAAUUCCUGAAGAUGUCUCCAGAGGCGUAUGCGCGCAAAGCCUUGAACACCGUUGGACUCACCAACCGAACCUCUGGCUGCCUCAGCCACACCUUGCAGUAUUACAUCAUGAGCCGGCUGUUUCCAGUCUGGUUGCAAGCAACCUCCCUCGGAUAUUCCUGCUAUCUAUACACAGCGAAGAAGUUUUUCUAAACAGUAACGUCUCAUCUUUCGGGAGAGUUUUGCAGAAAGCCCCUUUCUGGAAGGAGCAGGACUGAGGAUUAUGACCAGAACGAGAGCAACUGGGUUGCAAGAUUCAAACCUGAUCCCAAUCCCUAUGCUAUGAAAAAAAAAGAAAUGGUUGUGAGCUGACUUAAUAAACCCAAUACUUACUUUGUGACACCUUCAGAGAGGGAAAUGCACUGAGAGCUUGUGCUAUUUGCUGCUAGAGUUCAAGUCUGUGGUUGUUUCUAAAUAUCCAUAUGGCGCUUCUGUUGUCCCUGAUGGUUUUUUUGGAGAUGUUUGCACCAGAUGCAAUGUUUUCUUCCCACAAAGGAAUGGAAUUGAUUCCAAGAUAAGGGUUUGGCCAGGUGAAGGUGUUUAUUGUGGACUGGGAUCCCAAGGAGCUCUGGGGGUCUAGCAACCAAGAAAAAGGGGUUCGUUCCCAUCUCUGCUGCAAUUUUCCAGGGAGAGAGGGAGAGGAACGACACCCCGGUUCCAAUUAACUCCAGUGAAUUAAUGGAAAUUGAGCAAACUCCCAAAUGUCCCCAUACCUUCAUUAGGCCAAGCAAAAGGUGCAACAUACAUUAUGCAAGCUUUCAUAAUUAAACAGACUUCUUCAUCA